This is a messenger RNA of Gossypium raimondii (Peruvian cotton), 1574 nucleotides long. RefSeq names its product NPL4-like protein 1. Gene Ontology annotation, cellular component: nucleus. Gene Ontology annotation, molecular function: ubiquitin binding; ubiquitin protein ligase binding. The coding region runs from base 223 to 1461 and encodes 412 amino acids. The transcript is spliced from 2 exons. Gene Ontology annotation, biological process: ubiquitin-dependent protein catabolic process. Lineage: Eukaryota; Viridiplantae; Streptophyta; Magnoliopsida; Malvales; Malvaceae. The record is from RefSeq and is a predicted model, not a curated record.
AUCUCUUUCGUGUCCUAGUCGAGGUCUCCCGCGGCAAGCGAUCCAAGAACUUGUUAGCUUUUCCUCCAAGUCCCAACUCAACUCUGCCACUCCAAGAACUUGUUCUCUCCAACACUGACUCUUUUCUUCUCCAUUAUAAAAAGUAACUAAAUCUUCCUAAAAUUUUCAAUUCUAAUCAAGAUUUCCAGCAUUCAUAAACGCCGCCGUAUCCCCCCCCCCAAGAUGUUGCUCAGAAUCCGCAGCCGAGACGGCCUGGAACGUGUCCAGGUCGGCGGUCCUCACGUUUUAAUCUCCCAAUUGAAAGCCUUAAUCGAAUCCCAACUCCAAAUCCCCAUUCAUAACCAAACCCUUUCCACCGAUCGCAAUCUUCUCUUGGCUAAAACCCCCGCCGACCUCCUCCGUUUCACCGACAUGUCCGACCCCUCCCGUCCCCUCUCCUCCUUGAACCUCUCCCACGGCUCCGUCAUUUUUCUCUACUACCAGGGCGAACGCACCGUCCGCGGCGGAGCCCCCGUCUGUCCCGCCGGAUCCUUCGGGCGUAAGAUGACGAUGGACGACCUCAUCGCUAAGCAGACACGGAUCACCCGCCAGGAAUCGCCUCACUGCGAUUCGGUUUCCUUCGACCGCGAUUCCGCCAAUGCUUUCCAGCGUUACGUCAACGAAACGCUGGCGUUCGCUGUGAAACGCGGCGGCUUUAUGUACGGCACCGUCUCCGAAGAAGGUAGGGUGGAAGUCGAUUUCAUUUACGAGCCGCCUCAGCAAGGGAUGGAAGAUGAUUUGAUUCUCUUGAGGGAUCCCGAAGAAGAGAAAUUGGUUGAUGCCAUUGCUGCUGGGUUAGGUAGGAAGAGGGUAGGGUUUAUUUUUACCCAGACGAUAAUGCAGGACAAAAAGGACUAUAAUUUUUCCAACAAGGAGGUUCUACAGGCGGCUGAGCUUCACGCUGAGAGUGGGCUGAAGGAGUGGGUGACUGUUGUGGUGAAGCUGGAAGCCAAUGAAGAUGGGGAUGCCGAUGUACAUUUUGAAGCUUUCCAAAUGAGUGAUAUGUGUGUGAAGUUAUUUAAGGAAGGAUGGUUCGUUACCGAGUUCGGGGAAGACGAUGAUCCAAAGCUUUCCAAGAUGAAGAAAGAAGUCGUCGUAGGUGGGAAGGAUGUUAAGGAGGUUGAUAAUGAUUUCUUCUUGGUGGUGGUUAAGAUUAUCGACCAUCAGGGACCUCUUUCAUCAACCUUUCCUAUUGAGAACCGGAAUAACCUCGCGACGAUGAGGACACUGAAGAAUCAUCUAGAUAGGACAAAGAGCCUUCCAUUCGUGAAGCGUAUCGCGGAUUUCCAUUUGCUGCUGUUUCUAGCCAUGUCUCAUGGCCUUGGUUCUGAUGUUCCAGCACUAGCAGAGUGUGUUAGCACAGAGACAGCAGUACCAGAAGGUUACCAGCUCCUAAUCGAGUCCAUGGCCAACACAUCCUGAUUCACUUAUUAUGCUUGGUUGUUUAUUGGAAAGUGCUGUAUAUUUAUGAUCAUAACAACUUACUCUUUGCCAUUGUUUACUAGCAUCAUUACCAAUCUCAGUUAUUCCUAGAA